GCGACUUAGAAUUAAAAAUUCCUCCGCGCCUUAGCUUUCGCGAGCGGCUGCUGAUAGCUCUUCGUGCGCCUGUUCCAUUCCAUGAGUUGCAAUCAUGAUCCCCGAAGCAACACCGCGUGCGCCUUGUUAUUAGAAAAUUGCAUUGGUCAUCGUCCUCCUCCAAAUCUCCCAUCGAUGAGGUCGACGACGCAGCUCACACACAUAUAGCCUGCUGUCUCUUGAUCAAGCCGCCGCCAGGGUCAUUACCGGAGCAGAGGGGGAAGCUUCCAAGAUUAUUCCUUGUGCCGUGGAGCCAGGCAUGUCUCCGCGCCGCCGGCCGGUGCCGGUCACGGCGCUCUGCUCUAGCUAGCUAGCUAGCGGCGGGGAUAUAUUAUUUGACGACCAUGCCUGUCCUCCAGGAGAGCCGCGCCAGAGCCGAGGGCGGCGGCGGCGUCGACGAUUCCCACAGGCCACGGUGCUCGUGCCUGCCGUUCUGCUUCUGGGGCGCCAGGUCCGCGGGCGCGCCGGCGAGCAGGAGGCGGCGGCGGCGCAGGCUGAGGUUGAGGCUCAGGCUGCCGUGGCUCGCGUGGCCGUGGUUCUCCCGGAAGGGCGGCAAGCAGAAGGGCGCAGGCGGCGGCGGCGGCAGCGGGAACAAGGGGUGGAACGAGCGGAGGGGGGCGCGGCUGCUGCUGCUGCUCACGGCGUCGCAGCAGCCCAAGAAGGCGCUCGCGUCCGUCGUCGUCUCCGGAGGCGGCGGCGCCCUCCUGCCGGCCAAGGUGAGCACUUUCGGCGACGCCAAGAACAAGAAGCAAAGCAACCGCAAGCCACGGCCAGCGGCGGACGACGGGCCAAGCGGCAUCAGGCAGCCGCAAGCGUCGGCGACAGCUGCGGCCGCGAGCACCAGAUGGACGAGCACGGCGCCCGCCCGUUCCCUGACGGAGACGAGCCAGCCGAGCCCGAGAACACCAGACGGGCCAGCCGUCGCCGCCGGCCGCACCUGGCGAGCCCCGUCGAGGCGGCACUCGUUCCGUCAUCGGUUCGACAGCACCGGGCGCCCGGGCGGGCUGUGGACGGCGGCGACGACGCUGGGCGUGAUCGUGCUCUUCGGCCGCGUCACCGCGGUGGUCUUCCUGUGCUCCUGCCUGUACGGUGCGCGCUUCGUCCGGGCGAGGGCCGCCGCCGGCGCCAUGGCCAAGGCCAAGAGCAGCGGUGUCGCUGGCGGUAGCCGGCGGUUCGGCGACCCGGUGGGGGUGGCCACCGAGAAAGCCGUGGCGGUGGAGCCGCGCGCCGCGGAGGAGUGCAAGAAGAAGGUGGUCAUGGCGGGGUUGCUCGACAGGCCAGGCAAGACGCCCUCGUCGCGCUUUGGUAGGUGAUCAUCAGAAGCUGACGUUGUAAAUGAUGCCUUAGCUAGUACGACGGUGGUGAUCCAGUUUUGCUCUUGUUUUCUUCUUUGGUGAGAUUGGCAUGGAGUAGAGGCCUCAGGUCUGUAUACGAUUGGACUGGUUUUUGGUUGUGAUCAGUGAUUGGCAAUUUGGCAUGGCAUUCUAUGAGCCAAAAGAAAAAAGAAGAUAAAUAUGAGUUCUGGAACAGUAGUGGCUCCAGCCUUGAAUGUGA
Messenger RNA from Panicum virgatum (switchgrass), 1593 nucleotides. RefSeq lists its product as uncharacterized. NCBI's taxonomy places the organism in Eukaryota, Viridiplantae, Streptophyta, Magnoliopsida, Poales, Poaceae. Bases 384 to 1352 code for a protein of 322 amino acids. The record is from RefSeq and is a predicted model, not a curated record. The transcript is spliced from 2 exons.